CCAACACUACCUCGGUUUCGGAAAAUUUUCCAAAAAAAAACUAUAAACAAAAUUUGUAUUUCGUUUCUUUCGGUUAAUUUGUGUCUGGACAAGCCCUCUUAUAAUGGCGGAUGACUUGCCGGAGCAGUUUGACCUAAUAGUCAUAGGCACAGGCUUCACUGAAUCUUGCAUUGCCGCGGCGGCCAGUCGUGUGGGCAAGACCGUACUCCAUUUAGACAUCAAUGACUACUACGGUAAUGUUUGGGGCUCAGUAGGAGUUGAAGACCUGAUUCGUCUGUUGGCCAGGGAUGCUGCACCACACUCGACGCUACGCAAUGGAAGCUACACCUGGCACGACGAAUCUGCUGCCACACCCACGUCAGAAUCGGAUGAGAUGAAAGUAGAGAAUGGACAUCUAUGGACGCGGGAGACAGUGCUGGCCAUGUCGCGUCGAUUCUGCAUUGAUCUCUGCCCACGCAUACUCUACUCCGCUGGAGAGCUGGUGCAGCUGCUUAUCAAGUCCAACAUUUGCCGCUAUACAGAGUUCCGUGCCGUGGAUAAUGUGUGUAUGCAACAGAACGGAAAGAUUGUUGCCGUACCCUGUUCGCGCAGUGAUAUCUUCAAUACGAAUUCGUUGACUAUAGUGGAGAAGCGAUUGCUGAUGAAAUUUAUGAAUGCGUGCAAUGACUACGGCGAGGAUAAGUGCAACGAGGAUACUCUGGCUUUUCGGGGCAGAACGUUUUUCGAGUAUCUGAAGGCGCAGCGCGUGACGGAGAAGAUUUCCUCAUGCGUGAUGCAGGCCAUUGCCAUGUGUGGCCCCAACACUAGCUUCGAGGAGGGAAUGCUGCGCACUCAGCGAUUUCUCCGCAGCCUCGGUCGUUAUGGCAACACGCCGUUUCUUUAUCCCAUGUACGGGUGUGGGGAAUUUCCCCAGAGCUUCUGUCGUCAGUGCGCUGUGUACGGGGGCAUUUAUUGCUUGCAACGAUCAGUGGAUGACUGUGUCGUAGAUGCCAAUUCAAAUGAAGUCUUAAUAAGUAGCGCCGGGACAACAUUCCGUGCGAAACAUGUGGUUUCUGCUCCUAGAUAUCUGCCAGCAUCGCGUGACUACGCGAUGCGUCCUCAUCUAUCUCGCGGCUUGUUUCUAUCCUCCAAGCCUUUGGGCAAUCAGGUGCUCAAUAAAGGCGGCGGUGGCGUUAAUAUCCUCCGUCUGAUGGACUUCGAAGGAGUCCGAGAAGCCAUAUUCAUUCAGCUCUCGCACUUUUCUGGAGCUUGUCCGAAGGGAUUGUACCUAUUCCAUCUGACUACGCCCGCUAUUUCUGAUGAUCCUUCGGACGAUUUAAGGCCAUUUACAAUGCAGCUUUUCCAGGACGCCGAUACGGAAAUCGUAUUCAGCUCUUACUUUACCCUUACUUCGCAAUCGCAACCAGAUAAAGGUGGCGCAGAUGAUUCCGUUUACUACACAGACGCGCCUAGCUACGAGAUGGAUUAUUAUGCUGCCAUUGCCAAUGCCCGAGUCAUCUUUGGUAAGCUAUACACGGAUGUGGAAUUUUUGCCACGUGCCCCAGAUGUCGAAGAGAUUGUCGUCGAUGGAGAGGAUCCAAGUGCCUUGAACGAGCAUAAUUUGCCCGAGGAUUUGCGUGCGCAGCUGCAGGAUGUGCAACAGGCGACUGAAAAAAUGGAUAUACAAGACUAGACAUAAUAUCUAUUUGAAUGACAACUACGCUUUAACCAUAGUUAAAUCUACCUUCAUCAAAACAUUAUCAAAGCACAACGACUUUAAUGUGGAAUAUACGCUUUUAACGUAAAUAAGAACGAAAGAUAUAUAUUAUACAAUGGUAUCUGUAUACAAGAUUUGUUUGCAUAUAUUACUAUAUAUUUAUUAGGUAAAUUAGUUAUAAGGUCUAAAACUACUAGUAUAUAAAUGUGAGUGCUUCUGUGCAUUU
This is a messenger RNA of Drosophila obscura, 1922 nucleotides long. RefSeq names its product rab proteins geranylgeranyltransferase component A (gene Rep). Gene Ontology annotation, biological process: vesicle-mediated transport; intracellular protein transport; protein geranylgeranylation. The record is from RefSeq and is a predicted model, not a curated record. The transcript is spliced from 3 exons. Lineage: Eukaryota; Metazoa; Arthropoda; Insecta; Diptera; Drosophilidae. Gene Ontology annotation, cellular component: cytosol; cytoplasm; Rab-protein geranylgeranyltransferase complex. The coding region runs from base 104 to 1672 and encodes 522 amino acids. Gene Ontology annotation, molecular function: GDP-dissociation inhibitor activity.